This is a messenger RNA of Vitis vinifera (wine grape), 3168 nucleotides long. Its product is annotated as U3 small nucleolar RNA-associated protein 21 homolog. Gene Ontology annotation, molecular function: protein binding. Gene Ontology annotation, biological process: rRNA processing. The transcript has 18 exons. The coding region runs from base 134 to 2851 and encodes 905 amino acids. The record is from RefSeq and is a predicted model, not a curated record. NCBI's taxonomy places the organism in Eukaryota, Viridiplantae, Streptophyta, Magnoliopsida, Vitales, Vitaceae. Gene Ontology annotation, cellular component: Pwp2p-containing subcomplex of 90S preribosome; small-subunit processome.
GGUGUCGUUUCUUUAUUCAUUCCUGUCAUCGUUGUCUUGGCCAAAACCCUAAACCCCUAAGUACUAGAGGAACAAGGAGAGAACCGUCUCCUUCCCUCUCUCUGCCAAGUUCAAAAGAGAACCCAAAAAAGAAAUGGGAAUUUUCGAACCCUUUAGAGCAAUAGGAUACAUCACAAGCACGGUUCCUUUCUCUGUUCAGAGGUUGGGCACUGAAACUUUCGUCACCGUCAGUGUCGGCAAAGCUUGGCAGAUUUAUAACUGUGCUAAGCUCAAUUUGGUGCUUGUUGGUCCUCAACUGCCAAAAAAGAUUCGAGCUCUUGCUUCUUAUCGUGACUACACAUUUGCUGCAUAUGGGAACGAUAUUGCAGUAUUUAAGCGUGCGCAUCAGGUGGCAACUUGGAGUAGGCAUAAUGCCAAGGUCAAUUUGUUGCUACUGUUUGGAGAGCAAAUCCUCAGCAUUGAUGUUGGUGGUAAUAUGUUCAUGUGGGCAUUUAAAGGUAUCCAACAGAAUCUUGCUCCAAUCGGACAUGUUAUGCUAGAAGACAAGUUCAGCCCAAGCUGUAUAAUGCAUCCAGAUACUUACCUAAACAAGGUGAUUCUUGGGAGCGAGGAAGGCUCUCUGCAACUUUGGAACAUUAGCACAAAACAAAAGCUGUAUGAGUUCAAAGGCUGGAAAUCAUCUAUAUGUUGUUGUGUUUCGUCACCUGCACUAGAUGUUGUUGCAGUCGGCUGCGCUGAUGGAACUAUUCACAUUCACAACAUUCGAUAUGAUGAGGAGAUAGUUACAUUUAGUCACUCUACACGAGGUGCUGUGACCGCCUUGUCUUUUAGCACUGAUGGACGACCUCUUGUAGCAUCUGGAGGUUCAUCUGGUGUUAUAAGCAUAUGGAAUCUAGAGAAAAGAAGGCUCCAAUCAGUCAUAAGAGAGGCUCACGAUAGUUCAAUAAUUUCUCUACAUUUCUUUGCCAAUGAGCCAGUGCUGAUGAGUUCAUCUGCAGACAACUCCAUAAAAAUGUGGAUUUUUGACACAAGUGAUGGGGAUCCUCGUCUUCUUCGCUUCAGAAGUGGGCAUAGUGCUCCUCCACUUUGCAUAAGUUUCUAUGCCAAUGGGAGGCAUGUUCUAUCUGCUGGUCAAGAUCGCGCUUUUCGUCUUUUCUCUGUCAUCCAGGACCAACAAAGUAGAGAGCUUUCUCAACGUCAUGUAACUAAAAGAGCUAAGAAACUCAGGGUGAAGGAGGAAGAGAUAAAGUUGAAGCCUGUUAUUGCAUUUGAUUUUGCUGAAAUUAGGGAGCGCGAUUGGUGCAAUGUGGUUACAUGUCAUAUGGAUACUGCACAAGCAUAUGUAUGGAGACUUCAAAACUUUGUCCUUGGGGAGCAUAUCCUGAAACCAUGUCCUGAAAAUCAAUCACCUGUUAAGGCCUGCGCCAUCAGUGCAUGUGGCAAUUUUGCUGUUCUAGGGACCGCAGGUGGUUGGAUUGAGCGAUUUAAUCUUCAAUCAGGAAUCAGCCGAGGCAGUUAUGUGGACUUAUCAGAAAGAAGAAGCUGUGCUCAUGAUGGAGAAGUGGUUGGAGUUGCUUGUGAUUCGACAAAUACCUUAAUGAUAAGUGCAGGCUAUCAUGGGGAUAUAAAGGUUUGGGAUUUCAAGGGCCGUGAGCUAAAAUCCAGAUGGGAAAUUGGUUGUGCUGUGGUGAAGAUUGUUUAUCAUCGUUCUAAUGGUCUUUUAGCUACUGCAACUGAUGAUUUGGUUAUCCGGUUGUUUGAUGUUGUGGCGUUAAGAAUGGUUCGGAAAUUUGAAGGUCAUAUAGACCGUGUUACAGACUUGUGUUUCAGUGAGGAUGGUAAAUGGCUUUUGACAUCCAGCAUGGACGGGACACUUAGAAUUUGGGAUGUUAUCUUAGCAAGACAAAUAGAUGCUAUUCAUGUUGAUGUGUCUGUAACAGCACUGUCUCUUUCACCCAAUAUGGAUGUUUUAGCAACUACUCAUGUUGAUCAAAAUGGGGUCUAUCUGUGGGUUAAUCAGACAAUGUUCUCUGGAUCUUCUAACAUCGAUUCUUAUGCAAGUGGGAAGGAAGUUGUGAGUGUUAAGUUGCCUUCUGUCUCUUCAACAGAAGGUUCUCAUAAGGAUUCUGAGAAACCUGAUUUGAAUCACUUACAAUUCAGGGAUGACUUUCAAAACCCACAUUUCCAUGAGAAAAUCCCAGAUCUAGUCACACUCUCACUAUUGCCCAAGAGUCAGUGGCAAAGCUUGAUCAAUUUAGAUAUCAUAAAGAUUCGCAACAAACCAAUUGAGCCUCCAACAAAAGCUGAAAAGGCGCCUUUCUUCUUGCCUUCAGUUCCAACACUUUCUGGGCAAAUAGUAUUUGAACCCAGUGAGAUUUCUAGUGAAAAGAGGGUUGCAGAAGGUGAUGAACUGGAAAACAGUAGAUCUGAUUUGCCGCAAUCUCAGUUUUUGCAACUUCUGCAGUCCUCAGCAGUGAAGAAAAGUUUUUCAGUCUUCACUGAUUAUAUUAAAAGUUUAUCCCCUUCUACUUUGGAUGUGGAAUUGCGGAUGCUUCAAAUUAUAGAUGAUGAUAAUGAGCAAGAACCUGAUACAAGACCUGACUUAUUUCCAAUUGAACUGCUGUUGGAUUAUUUCAUACAUGAGAUUUCUUGCAGAAACAAUUUUGAGUUUAUACAAGCUGUUAUCAGAUUGUUUUUAAAGAUCCAUGGUGAAACAAUUCGGCGUCAGUCAAACCUACAGGAUAAAGCAAAGAAGCUUCUAGAGGUUCAGUGUGCAGUAUGGCAAAGCGUGGAUAAGUUGUUCCAAAGUUCCAGAUGCAUGGUUACAUUUCUAAGCAAUUCACAGUUUUAAGUCUUCUCAGGUACUGUUGUUUGUAUUCAUUCUGAUGCUAAAUUUUGUCGAUUCUGAGUAGUCAUUGCUAGUAUUCCUUUGUAACAAGAUCAGUCAUUUUGGCAGUACUUAGAAGGUCCAAGCACUUCAAAUGGCUGAACUACAUUAAAACAGUAUAUUUUUUGUAUUAGGCUCUCUUCGCUAAAGAGGACUGGGAAAAUAUGGAAGCACAUUCAAUUGGAUUAUGUGCACUUAAGAUGUUUUGUGUCUUGUGAUUAUGAACCAGUGUGAAUGUACAUCAUGAGUCUUGCUUUUGUAAGGAAGAUGAUUGAGCUUCC